Aspergillus costaricaensis CBS 115574 is the source of this 948-nucleotide messenger RNA. Its product is annotated as 5'-methylthioadenosine/S-adenosylhomocysteine nucleosidase family protein. Gene Ontology annotation, biological process: nucleoside metabolic process. The annotation marks the transcript as partial. Gene Ontology annotation, molecular function: catalytic activity. Lineage: Eukaryota; Fungi; Ascomycota; Eurotiomycetes; Eurotiales; Aspergillaceae. The transcript has a single exon. The record is from RefSeq and is a predicted model, not a curated record.
AUGGUGUCUAAUAUCCCAAAACUGCGUCUCUAUAAUGAGGCAUAUACGGUCGCAUUGAUAUGUCCCCUAGAGGUCGAAUUAAGUGCAGCACGAUAUAUGCUUGACGACGAGCAUGCAAGUCUUCCAAGAGACGAGUACGACCCAAAUACAUAUGUGCUGGGAUCAUUGAGUGGGCACAAUGUGGUGCUCGCAUCACUUCCAAAGGGGUCACAGGGUAUAGCGUCCGCAGCAACUGUCGCCAUCCACCUGGUCCGAACUUUUCCAGCGAUCGAGCAUCGUUUACUGGUAGGUAUCGGCGGGGGUAUCCCCAGCAAAGAUAAUGAUAUUCGUCUUGGGGACGUGGUCGUGAGUGCUCCCGACGGCAUUCUGGGAGGGGUUGUUGAAUAUGAUUUGGUGACGGAAACCACAAGCGAGUUCAGGAGGAUGGGGAUAUCUUGUCCUCCGCCGACUGAGUGGAGAGCGAUGAUGACGACGAUGCAGUCGGACCAUCGUGUUCGGUCAAAUCGUAUCGCAGAGUUUCUGUCGGACAUGCUGCGCAAGUAUCCCAGAUUGGGAGUAUAUCAACGGCCAUUGUCGGAGACCGAUAUUUUAUUUCCAGCGGACUAUAUCCACGUUCAUGAUGGAGGCAGCUGUGUCUCUUGUGACGCAACCAAGGCCGUGCAACGAGAUCCACGAAUACUGCCGAAUGAGUCCCGCGUCUUUUAUGGCAUCAUAGCUUCAGGAAACAAGGUCAUUAAAGAUGGCACAAAGCGGGACAAAAUAGCAAGGGAGUCUGGCGGCGCGAUAUGUUGCGAGAUGGAGGCUGCCGGGAUAAUGAACCAGUUUCAAUGCAUUGUCAUCCGUGGGAUUUCCGAUUAUUGUGACUCUCACAAGAACGAUGACUGGCAUGCUUAUGCUGCAGGCGCUGCUGCAGCCUUAGCGAAAGAAGCCCUGAUGUACAUGGAGCCU